Molecule: messenger RNA, 327 nt
Organism: Strongylus vulgaris
Lineage: Eukaryota; Metazoa; Nematoda; Chromadorea; Rhabditida; Strongylidae
Source: the annotation of a GenBank genome assembly
AUGCGCCCUAUCUCCCUUGAUGGUGUGGAAGAUAGCACUCCAAGCUCUGAAGGAAAGUCCGGUGAAAAGGCUGAGUUGGUGAAAGAUGAGCAAGAUUUCCGUCAUAAGCGUCAAGUGGAGAGUCGUGAUUGUGGUCUAGUAGAUAUGGCCAACCUUAUCCAACCAAGGGGAAAGAUCGAGCUUGGCAACCCUGUGUUCAUGCAGUUGGUCAGUGGCGAAGGAGAACAACCAGUUGUUCAGGCCAAACUCGGCGAUAUACUUGAACUUCGUUGGGAAAUCAUGGCAAUGGAUGAUGAACUUGACUUCUUCGUAAAGGAUUGUUUCGCA